This is a messenger RNA of Chironomus riparius, 6599 nucleotides long. NCBI's taxonomy places the organism in Eukaryota, Metazoa, Arthropoda, Insecta, Diptera, Chironomidae. The record is from the annotation of a GenBank genome assembly.
AAACACUAUACUGUUAUGUGCGUGCGUUCUUUAAUGUGAUCACCAAUUCGAGCGAGAAGGAAGAAGAGAAAUGAAAUGAAACCAAUACACCGUAUUAAACAACUGGGCAAAAUAUAAAAAUUAACCGUUCAUUGGGGAACAUCUACAUACAUCCUAUGUGAAUGUAUGCUAUCUAUGAAAAAAAAAACAUUUGGUAUCGAUUCCUUACUCACUCAACUUAAUUCAUUCACUACUCAAUAAACUGCAAAUACCCGACAACAUUAAGUUGAGACAACGUGUUUAUUAACUUUAGCUUUUCUCUCUUCAUUUCUCUUGAUAAUGUUGGUAAUGCUCGCUGCAUAAACAAACAGUCUCUCUUGAUGCAACAACUCUCAGCAACUCAAAAAAAAAGUACUUUCAACAACAAUUGGAAUUUCUUCUCGGUUUUGUAUUGCUGUUGAUCAUCAGUUUCUUACGAAAGAGCGAUCAACGUGCAUCAUAUGAUCCGGUGCUAGUUCGGGUACGAAAAAAAAGUCGUGUCCUAAUGAAUCAAUCACAAGUUCUAACUGUAUCGAUUUUUAAAGAAAGAUUUGAAUGCUAAUGUGCUAUAAAAGAUCAUUUUUAGGGAAGAAUUUAUCAUAGUUCCGUGAAUAAUUUAAAUAAAUAUAUUUAUUGUGUGGCUAUAUAUAAUAUAAUAAUAAAUAAAAAUAGAACGUAGAAGUGAAGCUGACGACAUAGCUUUUAAGUUAAGCUCAAAUAGUCUUAAGUUGUUGACGAACUCUUUGUCUUUUUUUGCGGACAACAUACAUAAAAAAAAAAUUAAUAUGAAGGAAUUUAAAGAACCCAUGGAACAAGCUGUGUGUGUUGCCAUUAAAAAAAUAAAAUAAAAAAAUAUACAAUAAACAUUCAAUAGCUGAAAUUCCAAAUGGUUGAGAAAUCAGACACAGAAAACAGUAGUACGAUGGACGACAAUGAGAAUUACCUUGAGCUUUCCAAAAUGAAUUUUUCACCAUUUCAUUUUCAUCAAGCCAACGUGAAUGUGAAUCAAUUUGCUAAGUUUGCCCAAAAUUUGCCGACACCAAGUCAGGUACUCAGUCUUGUGUCAGGCAGCGAUGGAAAUGUGCAAUUUUUACAGGCUCAACCGCAAAUGACAACGCCACAGACAACAUUAAAUCCAACACAAACUUAUAUUACACUGCCAAUUACAAUUCCGCCUGCAAAGCCAGGCGAUGCGACUCAAACGUUUCAAAUUCAAGUACUAAAUCCAAAUCCAGUUCCGCCAAAAUUUCAAAUUCCUAUAGCAGGCUUACAGCAACACGGAACAACUGUUUUAACUGUUGCAUAUUCGCCACAAGAUGGCGAAAUCGUACCAAAUCAGACAGAAGGUGCUCCCGUGACUGUAUUAGCGGCAAUUCAACCUCAAGAUUUACAACUUUUGGCACAACAAAAUGGCCUAGCUGCUCAGCAACAUUUACAGCAAACUUUACAGGCUCAACUUCAUCAUCAUCAGCAGCAGCAGCAGCAACAACAACAACAUCAACAGGGAUCAGAUUCUGAUGAGAAUCAUGAAAAGGAAUUUACGCGGAUAAUUAAAACUGAGCCAUCAUUUUGGGGACAAUCACCCAUAACAAUUUCAACAGCACCAAAUGCAAUAACGACUGAUCUUAGUGAAUUCUUUCAUACGCGGAGCAUUAAUAUGCAACCAUAUCUAAAAUUUAAUACUGAAGGCAUCAAUAUUAAAAAGGAGCUUUAUAAUGAUGCAAUAACUCAAAUUCAAUUAACAGACAAUAAUAAUGUGCUGAGCAUUAAUAACAAUUUUAAUUCAGAUAAUAGCAAUAAUCAUAUAGGAAGUUCGAAUAAUUUAGAUGAUGAGGAACAGAAUCCGGAUAUUGAGAGUACAUCACAGCAUGAGAAUGGUGACGAGGAGAAAAUUGAGCUAGACGCAAAUGGGAAAGUGAAAAAGAAGAGAAAAAUUAAGAAAAAGGCACCAAAACCAAAACGACCUAAACCUGGACAAGUUCAUAUAGCGACGGCAAUUGAUGGAACUAUUCUCUUUUGUUGUCCCGAAUGUUCAAUGGCCUAUCCGGAGAAAGAGAGUCUCGAGCAGCAUUUAGCUGUUCAUAAAAUUGAGAGGCGGUACAUUUGUGACAUUUGCGGAGCUGGAUUAAAGCGAAAAGAGCAUCUUGAAAGGCAUAAACUUGGACAUAAUCCUGAGCGACCGUAUGUCUGUAAUGUCUGUAUGAAAGGAUUUAAACGAAAAGAGCAUCUAAAUCUUCACAUUGUGAUUCAUAGUGGACUUAAAACUGAGAUCUGCUCUGAGUGUGGGAAAGGCUUUUAUCGAAAAGAUCAUCUUCGAAAACACAUAAAAUCACAUCAAACGAAGCGAGCGAAAGAGGAAGCAAACGCAGCAAAUGCAAUUCAACAAUCAACGACGGAAUCGACGAGUAAUUGUGAAAUUUUACCAAUAAUUAAGCGAGAAGUGACAUCACCUAACUGUUCACCAAAUCAGCAAUCGAGUGAAGAAAUGUCCACAAAUACGGCAGUUUCAAUUCCACAAUAUACGCUCCCGCGGGAAGUCACUAUUCAUGUGACGAGCAAUAAUACGACUCUGCCUGUACAAAUUCAACUUCCUCAACUCAUUACAACGUCUACGCCUUCAGGAGAAGUUAUUGUAAAAAUACCAGACUCAUGAUCUAUAUAGAAGAUCGCCUAUUUAUGAACAUUAAUUAUAUUCAUGGCACGCAUGAUGAAAAUGAACUUAAGGAACGUGGCACACAGAAUUAUUGUGUGUGUGCUUUCAUCUCAUUCUCAUAUUGAUGGUACCUACUCGAAAUUAUUUUUAUUUGUAACAAUUCUACAUUCCAACGUUCUGAAUUUUUUUUGUUGUAAACUGAAUUAUAUUAAUGAUGAAUUAUUUUUGAGGAGGCUUGAAUUGGGUUCUGAUGAUAAUCUUACUGAUUAAAUAAUGAUACUUUUUGGAAGCGAGAUUUUAUAAACAGCACACAUUUGCUGUAUAAUAUUAAACUAGAAAAAAGGUGAUCACACGUGAUUGACCGAAGCAAUUUUCCCCACACAGAAUUCGAGUAGAAAAUAAAAUUCGAAAACUUAAAACAUUUGUAAAAUAACGGUCAAGAAAUAUUUGGAAAAAAAACUGUCGAAAAUUAUUUGGAUAGAUACUUUAGUGUAACCUGCCAAAAAUUUAUUUUACCUCUAUAAUUUCAACAUUACCUAUACAAUUUCAAAUUUAUUCUAGCCGUUGUAAAAUUUGAACUUCAAAAGACCGUUAAAUGAUAAAGUCUUUCUAUAUAGGCAUUCAUUGUAAUUAUUUGUUAAUUACAUUUAAAAUAAUGAUCUGUAAAUGAACUCAAAUUAAUUCAGGCCUCCAAGAAUCAAAGUAAGACAAAAGAAUCGUGUGUAGAUUAAUUAUUUAAAAGAAAAUGAAACAAAAAAAAAUCUCAAGUACUCAAAUCAGUAAUAGUAAUAUUUAUGAUCAAUUUAAGGAAGAGAAAUGUUGUUUUCUCUUUACGCGAUUAAUUCUUUUAUAUGUUGUUGUUGUUUUUUUUAUGAUAAAUGUAUGUUUUUUAAGAUAUUAAAUAAGUUUCUCUUAUCCACAUUUCUCAUGAAAUCCAAUGAAAAUAUAAUUUUGUAUUAUUUCAUUUCCUUUAAAAGAUCUAGACAUGCUGUACAUAUUUAUUCUAAAAAUAAGGAAAAACACAAUGACGAAAUUAAAGAGAAGUUUUCUGGUAGUUAAAUAAAGUUUUUAAAAAGUUAUUUUUUCUAAUGAAUCAAAAUUUAUUGGUUUUUAUUAAUUUUCUGUGCCUUUAUAACUAGGAUCGCAUGCUGACAGCUUCUUAAAACCAUCCACAACUUCUUGAUCAACAUUAGAUUCACAGUUAUUUUGAUAUAAAUAAUUUGCAGAAAAGUGGAUUGGAUCUUCUGGACGAAGCUUUGUGACUUCUACGAAUGCAUCAGCAACUUUUGGAAGCACAAAUUUCAUCAAGUAUUCACGAACUGGUAGACUUUCUUGCUCCAUUUUAAGAAAUUGUUUCUUUUUCUCUUCCAUAACUUGCUUAUUCUGUUAAUUAAUUAAAAUAUAUAUUAUAAGACUAGCAAUUAGCACACAAAGCUGUUAAAUUCAACUCCUUACCCAUUCUUCGAGUUUCUGUUGAUUCUCUUCCAAUUCUUUUUGUGCUCUUUUCUUGGCAAUUUCAUCUCGUUCAGAUGCUUUUUUAUCAGCAAUCAGCUUUUUAAUUUUAUUUAUUUCAUCUUGCUCAUCUUUUGACAGGCCAUAAGUGUGUGCAUGUCCAAUUUGGAAUGUCAAAUUUUCAAAUAUUUCUUGAAUUUCGCUAUCAUCUAAUUCAUGAUUGAUUGUUAUUUCAAUUGGGAUAAUGUCAUGAUCAAGGAAAAAGUUCAGGAUGGAAGCUUCUUUGUCAUGCUUUUCACUUAAAAAAACAAAUACGUGGAAAACAGCAUAAAAUACAAACCAUAAAACUCACUUGUAAUCCCUUAAAUCCUGUUGAACAUUAUUCUAUUCACGUGCGGUGACUUCUUUCUGGCAGUCUACAUCAGUUGUGACACUUAUAUUAAUCAAAAUCACAUGAUUAGGCUUAAUCUCAUCUCCAAAACUGUCAUUAUGCAACUAGUGUAUCGGGUAGAAACCCAAUGCGGAUAUAUUCACACCGUACCAUCAAAAGUCUGAUGUAGAGUCCAAGAUUUGCUCAGCAUAAGUUUGAAGGGUGGGCGUGAAGUACGGCCUAGACCCAUAUCGACACAGUUCAAAAGAUAUACCUAAUUUGUGUCAUAAUUAUGUCAGCUACAAAAACACUUAGUUUGAAUUUUGUCACCCUCGGGAACACUAUGAACCAGUAAAGCUGAUUUUGGUCCAAAUCUCGGCCAUACUUCACACUUAUUUGAACCAUAUUUUCUCGUAAAUGUUGAAAUAUUAUUAAAAAGUAAUUAAUCCUGAAUUAUGUCGCUAUUUUGUCAAGUGCUUUAAGAUAAAGAAUUUGUUUUUUGGUUUCCACUGUGAAGAGUAUGAACAAAAUUCAGAUGGGGUAGUCGAAAUUUUAGAUUUCGAUUAUUUUAAGCUAUGCAUUACAAAAAGUAAUAUUGGUAUGUGAUUUAUUUCAGAAUUAUGUCAAUUCAAAUAAAACAUCCAAAAAAUUUUUUUGAUAAAAGUUCACCAUAGAAAAUCAAUUUUCAAUUUUGGACUAGGGGCGACCCUAGUCAAAAUCAAUUUUGUCACUUUUUUCUUCGAGGGUUUAUACAAAUGGAUUGAAACUUUGCAUAAAUAUUCUAGUGCUUAGAACAAAUACAAAUAAAACAUCCCAAAAGUUUUUUGAGCAAAGAAACAAGUAGGAAAUACAUUUUCAAUUAUGAACUUGGGACAGGUCCAGUCAAAAUCUAAUUUUUCACUUUUUUCUUCGAGGAUAAAUCCAAAUACAGUAAAACUUUGUAUGAGCAUUCUAAUCCUCAGGUCACACAUUUCUGAAUUAAUAAAAAUCAUUUUUUGGAUAAAAUUUUAAGUCACGUUGUUUUUGAAUGUACAACCAAAUUUAUAAAAUUUGGGUCUGACGACAUAUAGAAUACAUUUCUUGCUUUAGAUAUUUAAAACUGUUUUGUAUAAUUAUUAGUAUACUCACACAAAGUUUCAAUGGAAUUGGAUAAACCUUCGAAGAAAAAAGUGACAAAAUUUAUUUUGACUAAGAUCGCCCCUAGUCCAAAAUUGAAAUUGUAUUUCCUACUUGGUUCUUUGCUCAAAAAAAUUUUUGGAUGUUUUAUUUGUAUUUGUUUUAAGCAUUAAAAUAUUUAUGCAAAGUUUCAAUCCAUUUGGAUAAACCCUCGAAGAAAAAAGUGACAAAAUUGAUUUUGACUAGGGUCGCCCCUAGUCCAAAAUUGAAAUUGUAUUUCCUACUUGGUUCUUUGCUCAAAAAGAUUUUUGGAUGUUUUAUUUGUAUUUGUUUUAAGCAUUAGAAUAUUUAUGCAAAGUUUCAAUCCAUUUGGAUAAACCCUCGAAGAAAAAAGUGACAAAAUUGAUUUUGACUAGGGUCGCACCUAGUCCAAAAUUGAAAUUGUAUUUCCUACUUGGUUCUUUGCUCAAAAAAAUUUUUGGAUGUUUUAUUUGUAUUUGUUUUAAGCAUUAGAAUAUUUAUGCAAAGUUUCAAUCCAUUUGGAUAAACCCUCGAAGAAAAAAGUGACAAAAUUGAUUUUGACUAGGGUCGCACCUAGUCCAAAAUUGAAAUUGUAUUUCCUACUUGGUUCUUUGCUCAAAAAAAUUUUUGGAUGUUUUAUUUGUAUUUGUUUUAAGCACUAGAAUAUUUAUGCAAAGUUUCAAUCCAUUUGGAUAAACCCUCGAAGAAAAAAGUGACAAAAUUGAUUUUGACUAGGGUCGCACCUAGUCCAAAAUUGAAAUUGUAUUUCCUACUUGGUUCUUUGCUCAAAAAAAUUUUUGGAUGUUUUAUUUGUUUUUAUUUUAAGCACUAGAAUAUUUAUGCAAAGUUUCAAUCCAUUUUUAUAAACCCUCGAAGAAAAAAGUGACAAAAUUGAUUUUGACUAGGGUCGCCCCUAGUCCAAAAUUGAAAUUGUAUUUCCUACUUGGUUCUUUGCUCAAAAAAAUUUUU